GGUCUGUACCUAAACAAAACAGAGUUACGUUCUUGACAGAAAGACAGAUCUUUGAGGUUGUCCCUUUCUCUGAAUCUCCUGUACAUAACAUUCAUAUAUAUCUUUUACACCUCUUAGAUCUAUCGACUUUUUUCAAUACCCGUUACAUUCCUUAGAUUAUAUAUAUAUUUGUAUUCCUCGAAAACUGUUGUUUCAAUGGCCAAAUUUGAAGAUUCAGGUCAACCUGAAGAAAACAAUGACCGUAAAUCAUCCGUGUCGGCGGCUCGUUCUUCUUCAUCUUCGGAGGAGGAGGAGAAACCUUCGACAGCCACCGUAUUGGCGGCUCCAGCUCCUCCACCCACGGCGGAUAAGCAACCUCCGGCGGCUGUUCCGAUGGGUCUCCCCAUGGGUCACGGCGUGAUGGGUGAGGCGGUUUUGCGUCGGGCCGAGUGGGAUACGCCCCUCUGCGCUUGUCUUGGGAGAAAUGAUGAAUUCUGCAGCAGCGAUAUUGAAGUUUGUGUAUUGGGAGGUGUGGCUCCUUGUGUGCUCUAUGGAAGCAAUGUCGAGAGGAUUGUACCUGCUCCCGGCACUUUCUCAGCUCACUGCUUGCCUUACACGGCAUUAUACCUGAUUGGGGAUUCAUGUUUUGGUUGGAAUUGCCUGGCUCCCUGGUUCUCGUUUCGUAGCCGUACAGCUAUCCGCCGCAAGUUUAAUUUGGAGGGAGGCUGCGAGACAAUGGCCAGAUCAUUUGGACGCUCCCCUGAGUUUCUUGAGGAUGAGUUGAAACGCGAACAGUACGAAUCUGCUUGCGACCUUGCAACUCAUGUGAUUUGUCACCCUUGUGCCAUCUGCCAGGAAGGUCGCCAAGUUCGUCGCAGAAUUCCUCAUCCUGGAUUUAAUACGCAGCAAAUCCUGGUCAUGCUCCCGCCCAGGGAGCAGACAAUGGGACGUUAAAACGCCCGUCACCAAAUACUGUAUGUGCUGGAGUCCAUUACACUUCUUACUUGCUUCUGUAUUUAUGCUGGAGUCCAUCACACUUCUUGCUUGCUUCUGUAUAUAUCUCCCUGUGGAUCUGUCACUGUAUGCCCUGAACUUUUGAUUAAUGAAUGAUGUAAAGUAUGGUUUUGACCUCUUUCAUGGCCAAUAUACAAUUUUUUUUUAUGACAA
This is a messenger RNA of Ipomoea triloba (trilobed morning glory), 1146 nucleotides long. RefSeq names its product cell number regulator 8. NCBI's taxonomy places the organism in Eukaryota, Viridiplantae, Streptophyta, Magnoliopsida, Solanales, Convolvulaceae. The coding region runs from base 196 to 933 and encodes 245 amino acids. The transcript is spliced from 3 exons. The record is from RefSeq and is a predicted model, not a curated record.